AAGAAACUUAACCAACUUGCCUUUGGAAGUUCUUAUUUUAAUAUUUAAGGAGCUGCCAAGUCUGAAUGAGCAAAUUCCUCUGGCUCAGGUUCAUCCGCAUAUCGGAUUGGCAUUCUUUUUGCACAAUAAGCAAAGGUAUAAAGAUAUCAACAUUUUCUUCUUGGAUGCUGACGAAUUAUCGGUAGUCCUUCCUAUUUGCGGAUCAAGCGUGAUAAAUGUAUACAAACAUUCUUGGAAAUCAGCUGUGAUGUGCGACACUAAACUAAAAUUGUUGGAACAGCAUUGCACCAACCUGGAAUCCAUAGAGCUUAAGGUUACGAAGGAAAAUAUUAACGGCGUAAAAUCGUUGCUGACUAAAGUAAGAAGCCUGAUAUCAAUUAACUUAGAAACAGAACAAGAAGUGGAAAAUCAUGUGGGGAUUGUCGAACUACUGAAGUUGCAACCAGGUUUAAGAAGUCUGAAGUUAAAUAAUUUCUGGGGCGAUGAGUUAUUUAAAGUGCGAAAUUUGGUUGAUUUGGAGGAGCUGAAAAUAAUAAAUAGGUGGGAUGAUAUUCUCAACAUUCAUGAGCUAUGCUAUCCCCUUAAAAAACUUCGAAAGCUAAAGAUGAUAUGCAUGGCCUUUACUGCGUCGGAAGAAUUUGAGGGAGCACCUUGUCCAGCCCUAAGGGAACUCCAUCUUCUUGUCUGGGAUUAUUUGUUUUUGAAAACGCAAUGUCUGAGCACCCCUGCCUGUCUAAAAUGGAUUCAGAGCCAUGGCGAGAUACUGGAGGUUUUGGUUUUAGACUUAAAUUUUGCGUUGUGUAAAAAAGAUGUAGUCAGCCAACAAGAUAUUUGCAAAAUAUUAAGCGAAUGCAGAAAAUUACGCUCUUUUCACAUGGAAUUAUUGGCAAUGGAUUCCGACAUUGCCCAUCGCAUAGUUAAAAUUGUUUCGGAAAACGGGGUGACUUCCGAAGAGCGACCGCUGGAGCUGUAUUUUCAUGAUAACGAAGUUCACGACCAAAUUAAAGCAGCGAUGGCUAAUACUUCAGCAAAAAAUAUAUUCACUUUUAAGGACACUCUUUUAUGUAUACUUAAGAAAUUAAAAAAAUAA
Drosophila kikkawai is the source of this 1090-nucleotide messenger RNA. Lineage: Eukaryota; Metazoa; Arthropoda; Insecta; Diptera; Drosophilidae. The record is from RefSeq and is a predicted model, not a curated record.